AUGCCAGUUCCUUCCGGAUACGCUGCACAACAAGCUGGAAAUCAACCAACAUGCUUUACAAAAGUGAGUGUUUUAAAAAUGAAAUUUUGAAGUCCUUGAGUGAAACUUCGAGUUUUUUUUGGUGAAAACAAUCCUUAAAGCAUCUAAGAAGUAUAAGGAUUUCAUAGAAAAUUUUAAAAAUAUGGAAAAUUGCAUCAUUAUUCAUAAAUUCCAUAAAAAUCUGAAAUUUUAUGCUGAAAUUUUAAUUUUUAAUUUUAUGCUCAUUGAAAUAGUGUCUCUACGAAAUCUUAAAUAAUGGAAAAUCUGAAAUUCUUCUGAAAACCUGGUUUUUGCUGAAAACCUUUAGAAAUUCAGAAAUUCCAAGGGUUUUCAUGAAAAUUGAGUGUUUUUCGAAAAAUUGCAUCAUUCUUUCCGAAAAUUCGAUAAAAAUGAAAAUUUUUAAUGGAAAAUUCAGGUUUUUACUGAAAAUUUGCCUGUAAACUUCCUAAUUUUCACAAAAAUCGUAAAUUUUUGCAGAUUCGAAUGGGUUUAAUGAUGGGUGCAAUGAUUGGUGGAGCCACAGGCAUUCUUCUCGGCGGAUUUAUGGGUUUUCGAAUGGGAUUGCGCGGACGUGAAUUGCUUCUUCAAACCGGCAAAACUGUGGCACAGUCUGGCGGAUCUUUUGGUGUAUUUAUGGGUGUUGCACAAGGACUUCGAUGCUAA
Messenger RNA from Caenorhabditis angaria, 702 nucleotides. Lineage: Eukaryota; Metazoa; Nematoda; Chromadorea; Rhabditida; Rhabditidae. The record is from the annotation of a GenBank genome assembly.